Messenger RNA from Artibeus jamaicensis (Jamaican fruit-eating bat), 3900 nucleotides. It is a transcript of the gene TMEM154, whose product is annotated as transmembrane protein 154. The record is from RefSeq and is a predicted model, not a curated record. Bases 115 to 717 code for a protein of 200 amino acids. The transcript has 7 exons. Lineage: Eukaryota; Metazoa; Chordata; Mammalia; Chiroptera; Phyllostomidae.
UACAUCACUUCCUAAAAAGCAGGCAAACACUUCUCCUUCAAGUUCGCACCUACCCAAACAAGCAGGAAACAGGAAAUGUUCACGUUUCAGGGAGGCUGAAGCCAGCACAGCAUCAUGCCGGAGGGAUUGCCCAGGAGAGGGGACAGGAAGGCCCCCCGCGCUGCCCUCAUCUUUGCCCUGAUAAUCGCGCUCCUUCCCUAUGGCCGGGCUCAGGAGAGUUCUGGUGCAGCAGAUGAGCCAACAGUUGAGCCAACAGAUAUACCCGAGGAAGUGGGAAGUACAGAUAAAGAUGCUACUAUUAUAACUACAAUUGCUGCGACAACAGCCCCAGAAACAUUCACUGAAAGUACGGAUUCUACCCUCCUGGAUGAAGAUGAUCAUCAGCUAGAGUUCAUAUUAAUGGUGUUGAUCCCGUUGAUUUUAUUGGCACUCCUACUCUUAUCGGUGGUAUUCAUUAUGAUAAGAUACAAAAGAAAAAAAACUAAACAAGAAGCUUCUAUCCAAGGAUCUCAGAGUAUUUUCCAGACAUAUGAACUGGGAAGCAACAGCUUGAAACUCCCAAUUUUUGAGGAAGACACACCCUCCGUUAUGGAAAUAGAAGUGGAAGAGCUUGAUAAAUGGAUGAGCAACAUGAACAGAAAUGCCGACAGUGAAUGUUUACCUACUUUGAAAGAAGAAAAGGAAUCAAACCACAGCCCAAGUGACAAUGAAUCCUGAAACUGAAUGGGGCUCAUGUUUUCCAAGAGAAGCAGCUCCGGAGGGAGCCUGCAGGGCCUGCCAAGAGAGGAUGAAGAGGAUACAAAUUUAAUUAAUUUCAAAUCAACAUAGACACAAGAAUCUCCCGUUGUUUCGUCCAAUGCCCACUGCUCCUAACGAUGGCAUCACCUGUACUUGGAAGAAUGUGCUAUUGAGAAGUCCGAGGAAAACGCCUGGCUGCCAUCCAUCGCUGAGGGGGGAGGAGCCCUGUGACACCUUGGCCUUGGCCAGGCUCUCGCUGACGCACGCACUCUGGCCAGGCCCUGCUCUCUGCUCUAGGUGGUGUCCCUGUUACCUUCUGCUUCAUUCCUCAGGGUUCAAAUCAGGGAGCUGUUUUAUCUAUGGUUUCCUUCUGGGUCACAUUGCUACCUAAUUAGCUUUGGAUAAUUUCCUCUGAUUAGUCAAGUGCUUUGAUAGGUCACCUGCAUCUGGCAGGACCUUCUCUCAAGGUGAGUCAAACGAUGCAUACAAGCAAUGUAAGUUGUAUACACCAGGCCAGAGUUUGGCAAAGUGCUUUCUGCCAGCCAGGAAGACACAGGGAGAGCCCACAGUCCUGAGAUGUUGUUGGGUGACUUUUGGCCAGAUCCAGUCGCUCCUGGGAACUUCUCAGAGGAAGAGGAAUCUCCAACGAAAGAGCAAACGUUUCUCUCUCAGCUAAAAAUCAGCUACUGGUUCACACUUCCCCCAAGCUCGUUCUCCUUGUCCCCACAGCUCCCUGGCAUGCAUGCCGGUAGGAAAUGUGCGCAUGGGGGGGUCAUCUGUCAGCCUCGGAUUGUUUGUCUCCGAGAUCUUUAAGGUCACUCGAGACAAACAAAAGGGGAAUAGGAAAUAUCUGCGCCUGUGGCAGAUGUCACUCACCACCCCGGUGGUCUUUCUUGCCAAGUUGGAACACUCCUCAGAUCCUCCAGCUCUCCAGGCCGCUAUCAGCCCAUCAGCCCUUCUCUGUGAUUUCUACGUCAUCUGUGUUGACGUCCUUGUGCUGGCGCAAUGGCGCAACACCCGGAAGGGCCUGUUUGUCUCUCCCACUCACGCAGAAUCAAUCUCCACGUAAUCCUUGGUUUUCAAGUUCUGACCUUUAGAGCAAACUAGGAAAUAGGAGCUCCUCGGGAUAGCUCCUCCUCCUACGUACGACACCGGAUAUUGUAUUCCAGAAAAGAAACAAAGAAUAAAACGUUUUAUUUAUUUUAUUCCUCGAGCAUAUAAACUGAAGGAAGAGGAGGUUUACCAAACAUUUGCUGCUGAAUUUGGGGUCUUGUGUUUGAAAGGCUGCCUUUCAUGCAUAACAAAAACUGGCCCCUCCUCCCUUUCUGAAUCCAGUUAACUUGUCCUCGCUUUCUGAAUUAAGCUCCUACUUUUGAGCACAGGGUCCCAAAUCAGGGAGGUCGUUCCACACAGUGAAAGGCAGAACUGUGUUGUUCGACCGCUGUUGUUAUCCCGUCCUACACUGCACAGAGCUUUAGCAAAAGACACUUUCCUGAUACUGUCAUACUCUCUUUGGGACAUCCUAAUGUGCCAUUUUUGUUUCCAGUGUGGUUGUACAUAUUCAUAUUUAACUUGUGGUCCAUGGUGACUCUCAGAUCUUUAUGCCAAAAUUGCCCCGUUCUGAGUCACCAUUCUGCCUAUGUGGUUACUUGUUCCUCAUCAGCAUUUGGCUCUCAGAAGAGUCUCUCUUCUCUCUCUCUCUCUCUCUCUCUCUCUCUCUCUCUCUCUCUCUCUCUCUGGGUCGCUAAGAUUCUAGCUGAACACUUUGACCUGUAAACUCCACCCGACCCAACCCAGUAAUGGACUUUAGAAGUUCUGAGAAGUUCAGGAGUCUUGGAAUCUCAUUUGAUGAAGCAAUAUUUUAUAUGAUAAAAUUGUUCUUACUUAGUAUUUAAAAUAACUUCGGAUUCCAGAAGAAGCCAAAUUUCAGCAACAAGGCAUUGAGUUUAUGGUGGAAAAACUCACUAACUUCUAUAAUUGUACACUGUACAAGGCUCUUCUUAAAGUUGUAGGUAAUUCUGGCAAGACUAGAAGUUGGUGUGGGUGGGAGCAGCCAAAGGCUACUUCUAGCACCCUGUGGGCUUACAGUUCCAAUCAGCUGGCAUCACAGAUUCAUGAUAAUUAAAACAUUUUUGAAAACCCAAACUUAAUUUUAUGUUUCAGAUUGUUAGUAAAAAAUCUCAUUAAUUUGCCCAAAUUAGGUAGCUAAUCAGAUCAAAACCUGACUUUAGAAUUCUUAAAAAAUACAUAUUUUGUUGCAUUUUUGUACACUUUAAGCACACCAGGUUAACAGCAUUGCCUAGUCGAACUCCUCAGGACCUUUGUUUUAAUAAGUGUGUAAAAAUAACUGUCCUAUGUCAGUGAUGUGACUUCUCUCCCUGGGAAGGCCACCGUCACCCAAACAGGAGCACACGGCAUGGGUCAGCCGUGACACCCACAGGGGUUACAGGUGCUUGUGUGGACACUGUUGUAGCUCUAGCAAUGCAAAUAGUUUCUUUAAGAAAUAUUUUGUCUAUUUUUUCAUUUUGGAUAUUUAAAAAUCCAUUUUCACCAGCUCUGAGAGAAGGCCCUGUGUUGAGUGAACAUGAAAUGUAGAUGCUAAUUUCAACCUCUGUCAGAAUUAGUACCAAUUCUGAAUAUGGUGAAGUGAUAAGACAUGGUUUCAUACUGGGGAGACCCUGCUGAAAUUCUCAGAGUGGGUAAAAGAUUGAAAUUUAAAAUUAAAAGAAAUGUACACAUGGUACUUUUUCACACUCAGAAGACACUCAGGAUAAAUUCUGGGGUUUUCAUUUAAUAUCUCCAAUAAGCAGUCCAAGGGAGCUUCUCUCAUAGAUUGUUAUUUGUAUCUUAUAAUAAGCAGAAGAGUCACUGUAUAUUAGUUGGAGUAGAAUUAGUCAAAUUUGUUAUUAAUAAUUUCAGAACCCAAACAACCAAUUAUUAUUAUUAUUAUUAUUAUUAUUAUCAUUAUCAUCAUCAUCAUCUCUUUGACCUUGCCUGAUACUGCUUCGUUUAGCACCAAAAUUUUAUCCUUUUGGGGGUGGUUAUUUGUAGAUAACUGGUGGGGGUUUUUUGUUUUGUGUUUUGCCAUGUUACCUUUUCUAAAUAAUAUGUUAUAUUCAUGAGGCAGAAAUUCAUACAAUUAUAUAAAAUAAAACUUUUUUU